Protopolystoma xenopodis is the source of this 222-nucleotide messenger RNA. Lineage: Eukaryota; Metazoa; Platyhelminthes; Monogenea; Polystomatidea; Polystomatidae. The record is from the annotation of a GenBank genome assembly.
AUGAUCCGAUUUCGACCGGUCCAACUGCAGCUGGCCACAUCAAAUGUCCGAUUUCUCCCUUGGUACAGCUUGAUGAAUGCAGCCCUCUUCGAUGCUUCGUGUACACCACUUUGGCAGUGGGAAGAACUUGCCUCAACCAUCGUCAGAAUCGACAAGCCAUGUCAACCCCAACAAAACUUCAUUCGCACCAACACAACCGAGUCCUCAAAAAAUGGGUUCUAG